AUGCUCUCUUUGGAGGAUGAGUUGGAAUUUGAACCACAGUGUGUUACCAGAUAUUGUUUUGUGGAUGAAAAGGAAACACCUCUGUCAUUUACAGUUUUGCCGUUCUGUUAUGAUGAGGCCCAGAUGCCAAAUGCUUCUGACAUGCAAGUGUUCGUGCACGGCAAGACUGAUAAUGGCCUGCGGAGUGUCUAUAAACAGGUUACUGCCUGGAAGCUUAACCUUCAACAUGAACAUCCUGAGUUCUUUGUGCUAUGCAAGGAGAGAAAAUGGUUAAAGCUUCUGAAGCCAAUGAAGAGCUACAAGGGCCUUGUAAGGACCAUACUAGUAACUGCUUUGUGGCUUCAUUUUUUGAAGAGAAACCCUGAAACAUCAGAGAAGAGACUUUGGGAUUGUUUGUGUAAAUUCUUCAGCUCAUUUGAGGUUCCGCCUUCUGAAAAUGACCUUAGGAAUCAUCUUACAUUGAUAAAGUCGUUUGCAGAUAAUGAUGAAACACUAUCAAAAUCUCAGCUUUUAAAUUCCGAUCGAGUUACAAAGGAGCCAUUUAUUGCCUCUGGUGACAAGUUUGAUGAGAGCAUGGGUGUCUUUGAAGGAGAUUUAGUGGAUGCUAAUUCUGGCUUAUUUGAUUCAGUCUGUUCCAUCUGUCACAACGGUGGCGAAAUCUUGUUUUGUGAAGGGGGUUGCUUGAGAUCCUUUCAUGCAACAAGAGAUGCUGGUAUAGAUUCUAACUGUAAAACCCUUGGCUAUUCUAGAUCUGAAGUUGAGGCGAUGGAGAAGUUUGUUUGCAAGAAUUGUUGCUAUGGACAACAUCAGUGUUUUGUUUGUGGGCAAUUGGGAUGUUCUGACAAAUCAGUUGGCGCUGAGGUAUUUCGUUGUGCUUCAGCAGAAUGUUGCCACUUCUACCAUCCACAAUGUGUUGCACAAUGGGUUUUCCCAGAGGAAAAAGCUGAAGCAAUUGUAUACCGGGAAAGAAUUGUGGCUGGGGAAACAUUCGUGUGCCCUGUCCAUAAAUGUCAUAUCUGUAGACAAUCAGAGAACAAAAGGAUUAAGGAAUUGCAAUUUGCGAUGUGUGCCCGCUGUCCUAAGUCAUAUCACCGAAAAUGCUUACCAAGAAAGCAUAAAAUUGAAGAAAACCUUCGAACACCAAUUAGAAACCAUAUUGUUUUUCCAGAUACUCCUGAUCGGAAAGAUAUAAACUUUGUUCCUGGUACCAAAAUUAAGCUUCUGCUCAAGAAGAGGCCAGUUUCUGAAGAACUGCUUAGAGAAACUGACCCAGUAAUAUUGACCAAUAAAUCUUCUACCUCAGAUGCAAACAUUGUCAAACAUAGUGCCAUGGUUGCUAGAGAAUACGUGCCUCACGCCAUUAAGAAAGCAAAGGUUUUUGUGAAAAGUGGAUCGUCUGAUUUGCACAGAGAUAACCAUGUGUCUAUUUUGGACAACGACAAGAUUUUGUGGAAAGAGAGCCCAAAAGGUACAGUGACCUCUGUUCUUUCAAGGCCCAUUUCAGAGAACAAAAAGAUACCAUUGAAUGAUAAUCACAAAGUUGCUGUAUUAGCUGCACGUCGAAAUACUACAAGAGAGCUUUUCAACAGUUCAUUUCCAGUGGUAGACUGUGAAACUGAAAAGAGGUAA
This is a messenger RNA of Dioscorea cayenensis subsp. rotundata (Guinea yam), 1629 nucleotides long. RefSeq names its product protein ENHANCED DOWNY MILDEW 2-like. The record is from RefSeq and is a predicted model, not a curated record. Bases 1 to 1629 code for a protein of 542 amino acids. The transcript has 7 exons. NCBI's taxonomy places the organism in Eukaryota, Viridiplantae, Streptophyta, Magnoliopsida, Dioscoreales, Dioscoreaceae.